Messenger RNA from Benincasa hispida (wax gourd), 420 nucleotides. NCBI's taxonomy places the organism in Eukaryota, Viridiplantae, Streptophyta, Magnoliopsida, Cucurbitales, Cucurbitaceae. The record is from RefSeq and is a predicted model, not a curated record.
AUGCCUGGAGAAAAGAUAAGUAAGAGAUUUAGACCCCCGUUCUCUGGACAGUCGGGUAUAAGGAUCUUUGGAGGCAUGAGCCAACAAAGUUCAAGUCGUAAGAGGUCAAGACCUGCAGCUGGACCGAAUGGUAGAUCGGUAUCAGGUCGCGCUAGCAAGUUAGUAACUAGUACAGGGAGGAAACCACUUUCUGUGAACUGUGGUAGGCCUCAUACAGGAGUAUGUUAUAGUAGUAGGAAUGUGUGUUUCCAGUGCAGACAAGCUGGGCAUUUCAGGAGAGAUUGUCCUCAGCUAGGUCAUGGAGCACAGAAUGAGCAAAGAGGAGUUACCCAGACUGUAAACCAACCUAGAAUGACUAGAACUAGAGGGGAGGGAUCUAGUGUAGCUAAGCAGAAAGAGGUAGCUGGACGACCCCAAUAA